GUACCAACAUCCCCAUGGUUGUUACCUUGCCAACCGUUUCUGCUCCGGUUUUGCCAUUGGGACUAAGCUCGGUUCUAACACCCAGCAUGGUCAGCCCAUUCACGGCUCACGUCCCUUCCGCUGGGCCGAGGGUCACUUUCCCUUCAAGCAUGGCUCAGUUCAUGAAUGACCCCGCCAACCUGCAGGCCAUCCAGGGCUUUGGCCAGGUCAUGGCUAUGUGCCAACAGAAUGGGGGGAUGCCUUUUCUCCCUGGUAUGUUCCCGUUCGCUCUCCCAGGGCCCUCGCGUCCCCCGCAAGGUACGAAUCCGCUAAUCACUCCGGAUGGUCACUGCGUCUCGGUUGAAAGCGGAGACGACGAGUGGGACAUUCCAAGGACCCACAAGAAAAAGAAGGGAAAGACUAUCCGCCCAUCAACUUCCCGAAACUCCGCCUUCGAAAGGCUGGGGGAAAGGGAAGAGGGCCAGAGAAAAUCAGCCAAGCUAAGGCUGGGGCAAAGCGUUGCCCAUGUCAGCGCAUUCGCCCGGUUAGGCGAGAUGAGGGAGGCCGAGCCUGCCCGCACCCAACGCUCCUGGUCAAACCGGCAGGAGCCAGCCAGGACGAGGGCCUCUCGCCAGGAGGAAGAGGCAGAAAGCCAACCCAGGGUACCGGUGGCUAACCGGUUAACCACCCCCAAUGAUCGCGUCCAACAGAUGGAGGCGAAAUUGGAAAGGCUGGAGAAGAAGGUCGGGGAGAAGAAUGACCGGGACAAACCCCUCGCAGGGUCCCCGUUCACCACAAGGGUCCAUCUGACACCUUUCCCGCGAAAGACCUUGCGGAAUCGAGCCACCGAGUGGUUCAACAAGCUUCGCCCGGGAAGCAUUGACUCAUUCAGCGACUUAGCCUCGAAGUUCAAGGCCAAGUUCCAGGAGAACUGUACCAAGAGGAAGAAAUUCACCUAUCUUAGUACAGCCGAGCAGAGGGAAUCUGAGAACCUCACCCAAUUCCUUACUCGGUGGAAGGAGGAGGUAGACAAGGUUGAGGAGAUGGAUGACAAGACAGUGUUGUCCCUCCUCCUGAAUGGUUUGCGAGCUGGGGAACUUUACAAGGAGUUCUGCCGGAAACCCCCGGCCACGUAUCAGGAAGCAUACCAUACUGCAUAGGAGUUCGCAGAGGCAGAAACUCAACUCCGGGCGAAGAAAGAAGCCGAGCAUGGUUACAAGCCCAAACCGGUGCAAGUCAAGAAGGAAGAAGUGCCGGUACCCAGCCGGCCAAGGCACCACUAUGACCCGGUA
Cuscuta campestris is the source of this 1271-nucleotide messenger RNA. NCBI's taxonomy places the organism in Eukaryota, Viridiplantae, Streptophyta, Magnoliopsida, Solanales, Convolvulaceae. The record is from the annotation of a GenBank genome assembly.